Molecule: messenger RNA, 1455 nt
Organism: Wallemia ichthyophaga EXF-994
Lineage: Eukaryota; Fungi; Basidiomycota; Wallemiomycetes; Wallemiales; Wallemiaceae
Product: Delta(24(24(1)))-sterol reductase
Exons: 2
Coding region: 1-1455 (484 amino acids)
Biological process (GO): ergosterol biosynthetic process
Cellular component (GO): endoplasmic reticulum membrane
Molecular function (GO): Delta24(24-1) sterol reductase activity
Source: RefSeq, a predicted model, not a curated record
AUGAGCUCACAGCACGCACGCGACGACAGCGACAACGAGUCAAUAAGCUCGGUCGCGAGCACUGCCGCACCGACGGUAUCUAAGGAGGGUCGCCGUACGGACAAAACGCAGUUCUUUGAGCACCAGGAAUAUGAAUUCGGUGGCCCUUGCGGCGUCGUUGCGAUGAUGCUCGGAUUUCCACUGCUCAUGUACUACUUCUACAUUUGCAUGCAGGCGAAUGAUGGCUGGUUUCUAUACCCAAAGUCGCUCGCAGAGGUUAAGCCAUUGGGCGAGUACAUGUGGCUGUAUGCCCAACAACACGCUUAUCCUACGCGCAAAGCGUGGGCAAUUUACUGCGGUCUCAUGGCGAUGCAGUUCGCUCUCGCUGUGAUUAUGCCAGGCUUCCACCAAAAGGGUCUUCCAGUACCCUCCCUCAAGUACAAGAGCCUUGACUACAACUGCAACGCUAUGCUGUCGUUCUACGCUACCAUUCUCAUCGCCAGUGUUCUCCACACCACACACACCUUCAGACUGACGGAGAUUGUCGACAAUUUCGGUGGGCUCAUGACGGUGGCUAUUCUAGUCGGCUACGCAGGCUCACUGGCUGUGUACUUCCUCACUGUGAUGUUCGGUCACCCGCUCCGCAUGAGCGGCAACUUCUUCUACGACUUGUUCAUGGGCGCUAGCCUCAAUCCACGCAUUCUGGGUGUGGAUAUCAAGAUGUGGGCAGAGGUGCGCAUCCCGUGGGUUUUGCUCUUCGGAAUUGCCGUAUCGGGUGCAUGCAAGCAGUACGACACUUUCGGCACUGUCUCACCUAACAUGGCCUUUAUGGUUCUCGCGACGGGGCUUUACAUCAACGCUUGUGCUAAAGCGGAGGAGUGUAUUCCACAGACAUGGGACAUGGCCUGGGAGAAAUUUGGAUUCAUGCUAUGUUUCUGGAAUUUCGCUGGCGUACCUUUCACUUACUGUUACCCAGUUCUCUAUCUCACGAACCACCAUCCAAGCGAAUAUGAGUGGAGCUUGAGUACAUAUGCGGUGUUAUUUGGAGUGCUUAUAGCCAGCUACUCUGUAUUCGAUCUCGCUAUGGCCCAGAAAAGCAGAUUCAAAAUGCAGCAGCAAGGUAUCACUAAGUUUAGAUUCGGAUUUCCCUACAUACCAGGCAGUACACCUGACCCAGCGACUACGCGUUACAUCCAAACGCAGCACGGCAGCAAGCUACUCAUUAGUGGACCAUGGGCUUACUGUCGCAAGCCUAAUUAUCUCGCGGACUGGAUCCAGGCUACUAGCUGGGGUAUGAGCUGCGGUCUGCCUUUCAUCGCCUCCCCACCCAUUCCCCACUGGUACGCAGUGUGGUUCUUCAUUGUCCUCGUGCACAGAUGUGAACGCGACUUUGAACGCUGCGCUGCUAAAUAUGGUGAAGACUGGGAGGAGUAUUGUCGCAGAGUUCCUUAUAAGUUUAUACCAUAUGUGUGGUAG